AUGAAGUUCUCGACUCUUUUCACUGUUGCUGCUGUCCUUGUGGCCGGCGUUGUCUCGGCCGCUCCUGAGCGUGCUCACGAGCUGAAGGCUCGCGUGCAGGCUGAGAACGGUCUGGAGAAGCGCCGUGGUAACGGCAAGAUGACCUGGUACGGUGGCGGUAUGCUUAGCGCCCCGGCUUGCGGUGGCUCCGCUCCCUCGGACAGUGACCACGUUGUGGCUGUCCCUGCGGAUGGGAACACUGGCCGCUGCAAUCAGCGUGUUCGCUUCCACUACCAGGGAAAGACGGCCGAGGCCGUGGUUCGUGACUACUGUGAUGGCUGCGAGUACGGUCACUUUGACGCUACCCGUGGUCUCUUCCAGAACUUUGCUGACCUCGACGCCGGUGUCCUCACUGGUGUAGACUACGAGUUCAUCUGA
Malassezia pachydermatis is the source of this 417-nucleotide messenger RNA. RefSeq lists its product as hypothetical. The record is from RefSeq and is a predicted model, not a curated record. Bases 1 to 417 code for a protein of 138 amino acids. The transcript has a single exon. Lineage: Eukaryota; Fungi; Basidiomycota; Malasseziomycetes; Malasseziales; Malasseziaceae.